This is a messenger RNA of Fusarium redolens, 4539 nucleotides long. RefSeq lists its product as uncharacterized. The record is from RefSeq and is a predicted model, not a curated record. Gene Ontology annotation, cellular component: nucleus. Bases 1 to 4539 code for a protein of 1512 amino acids. NCBI's taxonomy places the organism in Eukaryota, Fungi, Ascomycota, Sordariomycetes, Hypocreales, Nectriaceae. The transcript is spliced from 10 exons. Gene Ontology annotation, biological process: positive regulation of transcription by RNA polymerase II; DNA-templated transcription. Gene Ontology annotation, molecular function: metalloaminopeptidase activity; manganese ion binding; DNA-binding transcription factor activity, RNA polymerase II-specific.
AUGCCUCCGGACGUCGCUGACAACGAUGCUGGCCAGUCGGCUCACGACUGGCACGAUGAUGCUCCGUCGCCGUCAGCGAGCAUCAAGUCCGACAACGAAGUUGACGAAGACGGCAACGCACAACCCGGCGCGUCAUCCCAACCGAUUCAGAAGCGACGACGAGUAACGCGCGCAUGCGAUGAAUGCCGACGGAAGAAGAUUAAGUGUGACGGCAAGCAACCAUGCACACACUGCUCUGUCUAUAGUUAUGAAUGCACAUACGAUAAACCUUCAAACAGGAGAAGAAAUCCGGCCCCACAGUAUAUCGAAGCCCUGGAAAGUCGACUGCAGCGCGCCGAGUCUCUACUUCACAAAUUUAUGCCCGAUGUCGACUUGGCCGAUCCGAGUCUUGACCCAGCAAUUCAACAAGAAUUCCGCAAUCGCGAAAAUGCUCGUGCACAAGCCUCGAAGGCCCGACAGCCUCCUCCACCACCACCACAACCUGAGCAAAAUGAAGCUCAUCUGACUUCGAUGAUCGAUUCCGUUGGCCAACUUGAUAUCGAUGAGAAGGGAAGUUUGGAAUUUCACGGCAACUCCUCCGGCGCUGUGUUCUUGAAACGCAUGAAGGAUCAUUUCCGAGGCAUGCUUGGUUCGUCCUCAAAAGCUCCGUUCCUACCUCGUGCCGAACGACCGGCUGGCCUGGAGUCGCCCUCAUUAUCUUCUGUCGGAACGCCCUUCUCAGCAGUUCCAAGUUACCCUGAGCUACCGCCAAAGGAUGUUGCCCGGAAGCUGUGCUAUUAUUCCCUCAGCUGCGCGACAUGUCUCGUUCGAAUCGUUCACGUCCCCACUUUCUACGAGCAAAUGGACAAAAUCUAUGAACGACCAUUGGACAAUUUAACGAAGGAGGAAACACAAUAUCUUGGACUAUUAUUCUCUGUUAUGUCUCUUGGGUGUAUGUACAACAAUCUCGACGACAACGACCCAGCAAGCAUGCCUUAUCAAGAUGCGACAGAGGAGGGUCUCAAAUACUACAAUGCCGCGCGAUCGGUAUUACACGACGUGACCGAUUGCCGCGACCUUAUCUCGCUACAAGCUCUUCUAUUCAUCAUUCUUUUCCUCCAAGCCACCUCGAAUCUCAGCAGCUGCUAUUCCUUCGUUGGUAUUGCACUGCGCUCGUCACUCCGGAUUGGUCUUCAUCGACAUUUGCAGCAUGAAAAAAUCGAUCCAAUUGAGCAGGAAGUUCGGAAACGUGUAUUCUACGUGGUUCGACAAAUGGAUAUUUAUGUUUCUACAUUACUUGGCUUUCCUCUACUCCUUAAUGUGGACGACAUCGACCAGCCGUUCCCCUUGGAAGUUGACGACGAGUUUAUUACACACACCGGGAUUUUGCGACCACCACCUGGAUCACCAUCCUUUUUCCAAGCGUUCAACGCCCAUUCAGAACUAAUGGAAAUCUUGUCGAAGGUCACGAAAUACGUCUAUCCAACAAAGGGAUUGGGUCAGAGCGUUACAAAAGACAACAAACCUGCCUCCACCUAUCUGAUUAGUUAUGGCCGCAUCAAGGAAAUUGAAGCUGAGCUUCAUUCUUGGUUUGAAAGGCUACCCCAGCAUUGGCGCCCAAGCGGUGAGGGGCCAAUUGAGACGGUUCGAAUCCGUCAUUUGUUGAGAUUUGCUUAUGCACAUGUUCAGCUUGUGCUAUACCGACCAUUCUUGCAUUACGUCUCUCCUCGUUUGAGCCAAGGAAAUAAGGUCGAUGAGCUAUCAUAUGCUUGUGCAGCGGCUGCCAUCAGUGUCUCUCGUAAUAUUGUGCACAUUGGAUUGGAAAUUCGUAAACAGCGGGUACUCAGUGGACCGUACUGGUUCAUGUUGUACACGGAGUUCUUUGCCGUCCUGUCCCUUGUGUUCUAUGCUACAGAAAACCCCGAGAAACCCGGAUCUGGCGAAGUUCUAGCAGAUGCUCGAGCUGGAAGACAAAUGAUUGCAGCCCUGGCGGAGAAGAGUAUGUCGGCCGAACGAGUUACCGGCGCUCUCAAGGCUCUAUUUGACCAAUUACCAGAGCAAUUGGAUGCUGGAACAAUACGACAAGCGCCUUCAAAGAAGAGGCCCGCCCCUACAGGACGACCUUCAUCUGUUUCAUCUCAUCAUACUCCAAUUCCCGCAAGCAUGUCCUCGAUAGGAACGACAGAUUUCACUCGUGCAAGCCAGAUGUCAACAAGCUCAUAUCCUACAACCUUGUCUCAAGGAACGAUGGAUCUGCCUGGAGGAGGCAUGACAGCCUUUCAAGAUAACACUUUCUCAGCCAACUUUGGUGAUUUCAUGUCCCCUGAUUUGCAGCGAAGCACUCCAGAGUCGACCAGCAGCGCCGCGACAAGCACUCAACGCUACCCCUAUACAGGACAGCAAAUUGGCAUGCACAACCCUGUCAACAAACUCGACUCGCUCAUGUUCCCAUCUGAGGAUCCUUUUGCCUAUCCAAACCAACCUAUGAUGGAAUUGGGAUUCCCGGGCAAGUCAGACCAACCCACCACUGUGGGAGACCAGAAUCAAGAUAUGCAACUCUUCUUGACAGGCACUUUCGACGACGUAGAAAGCCAGAUCUUUGGACAACCACCACCCUACAUGAUGCACCAGCAGGGCCAGCCCAUGAUGAGUGCAUCGGGCCACCAACCCAUGUUUGCCAGUCCAUCAGCCAUAAUGGGCAUGCAGCCCGGUCAACCGAUGAUGCAACAAAGGCGACCAGUUUCACAAACGCACGCGAUUCAUCAAGGACACGCGAUGUCCAACCGACGAGCGCACGCACAACGGCAUCAAGAAAGGCAGAUACAACAAAUGUUUACAGAACAGGGCAUGCAAGCGGAUUGGGGAGGCUUCUUUGGCUCUGGAAGAGGAGGAUUCCAAGGAAUAAUGUCUUAUUAUCGAUAUGGUUGCGUCAUGAAAUGGAUGAAUUAUGCACCGCCGAUGGCACCGCCGAUAACGCCGCCGAAGCCUGUCUGCGGGGAGCAGAGGCCUCAAGCACGUGAAAGAAGGUCGAUGAGCUACGAGUUUGUGCUUGAGGAUGAAUUUGACGCGCUGUGUGUCGAGGUAAAGAAGAGUGACGAUGACUCCAGCGGUAAAAGCAGCAGCGGUAACAAGUAUCCCGCAAAGCUCCAUGCGCGCAAGGUCGUCAAAGAGCUCGGCGUUACCGAUGGACUCAUCUAUCUUCCUGGUGAGCCUACACGCCUCUAUGAGGACUCAGACCAGUCGCCUCCUUUCAAGCAACGCAGAUACUUCUAUUACAUGACUGGUGUUGACUUUCCCGACUGUGCCGUCACUUACGAAAUCGCCAUGGAUCGUCUCACCCUCUGGAUCCCGUACGCUGAGCCGCGACAAGUCUUGUAUCAUGGUCCAACUCCUGACGCAGCAGAGGCUAUGCGCAAAUACGACGUCGAUGAUGUUCGAUACACAGCUCAACUGUCCAAAUUCCUUCAUGGUCAACUCCGUCCUGAGAAGACUCUUUAUGUCCUUCAUUCUGAUCAAGCUCCUAAGUUGACUGAUCGACCCCGAGGACAGACGCAGAUCAACUGCUCUAAGCUGCGACCUGCCAUGGAUGAAGCCCGUGUAAUCAAGACGGAGUAUGAAGUUGCCCUCAUUCGUCGUGCUUCACUUAUCUCUGCUGCUGCUCAUCGUGCUGUGGCCGAACGUCUUCUUACUAUGCGCAAUGAGCAAGAUGUCGAAGCAGUUCUGCUUGCCGCUUGUACUUCGCGCGGUGCACAUGCUCAGGCAUAUCCUAUUAUUGCUGGAGCUGGCGUCAAUGCUUCAAUUCUACACUACGGAGCCAACAACCAGCCUCUCGAGGGCAAGCAAUUGAUCGUUGUCGACGCUGGCUGUGAGUAUCAAUGCUACGCCAGCGACAUCACUCGUACUCUUCCCGUCAGCGGUUCCUUUUCCAAGGAAGCCUCCGCGAUCUACUCCAUUGUACAGCGUAUGCAGGAAGAGUGUAUAGCACGUGUUCGACCCGGCACUGUCUACUACGAACUUCAGCUUCAUGCUAGUGAUGUAGCUCUUCAGGGCUUGCGCAAGUUGGGGCUCCUGAAGGGUAACUUUGAGGAGAUCCAGAAGGCGGGUACUGUCGCGGCUUUCUUCCCUCACGGUCUCGGUCAUCAUGUUGGUCUUGAGGUCCACGAUGUCACUGGCUACGAGCGCCUCUUGAUGAGAGAUAACUUCCACGUUGAGGGUGGUAAGCGUGAGAUGGUAACUGCCACCGCUUUGGUGGCCAUGCACCGAAUGGCUUCGUCUUCCCCGCCUACAAAGCCAAGACAGGCUCUCCAGCCCAACAUGAUUGUGACAAUCGAGCCAGGAAUCUACUUCUGCCGCCCUUUCAUUGAGGGAUACUUCCUGAACAACCCGUCACAUGCCAAGUUCAUUAACAAAGACCUACUUGAGACAUACUAUCCAGUUGGUGGUGUUCGUAUCGAAGAUGACAUCCUUGUCACACCCGGAGGCUAUGAGAACUUGACCUCCGCUGCCCCCAAGGGUGACGAGAUGCUUGACGUGAUCAACGGCAGCUUUGAGAAGAUUUAA